Messenger RNA from Aspergillus neoniger CBS 115656, 1305 nucleotides. RefSeq lists its product as uncharacterized. Bases 1 to 1305 code for a protein of 434 amino acids. The transcript has 3 exons. The record is from RefSeq and is a predicted model, not a curated record. Lineage: Eukaryota; Fungi; Ascomycota; Eurotiomycetes; Eurotiales; Aspergillaceae.
AUGGCUCGAGACCAGGCCAUUGAGGGCACGGCAGUGGUGUCUCAGGAUACUAACAUCAGGACUGCUAUGAUUCAGUGGGACGUGAGUGCCACGAAGAACAACACGGAGAUCCUGAGGUCAGAUAUUGAGAAGAGUGGUGUGAGGCUUGAGAGUAUGGGUGGCGAGGUGGGCGAGGUGCAUGGCUUGGUGUCUCAAAUCAGCUCUGGCAUGGAGCACAUGACCACGGAAACCACGGGCCUGAAGAAAGGAAUCGAUGAGAACACAAUCUCCAUGAAGAGAGAAUGUGAGAAUAAUGAGAGAAGACACCAAGAGUUAUGCAACCUCAUCAUCGGGCAAGUUGAGGCGAAGAGCAAAAUCGCCAAGCGAGAGAGCGCCCUGGAAGACGGCUCACGUAGUCUAAAAAACCAACUCAUGACGCUCCUUCUCGAGGGUAGAAAGAAAGAUGCCGAGAUUGCCAUGCUGAAAGAACGACUCAAUCAGAACCGGAAACGCGGCGCAGUGGUCAGCUUGAAUCGUUUCUGCGAGAUUUUAGCCCAGCCCAGCUCUACUGAAGAUAAGCCAGUCGAUAUAGAGCGCAUGUUCCAGCACCCAAACGAAGACUUCAGACGAGCCCUCGUGCACAAGAGUAGGUUCAAUGCAGCCACUCAAGGCCAAGUCCAAUCGUUGCUGCGACAUGAACGGUUACACCGAUGGGUAACCAGCCAUCACCCCGACCUGAUUCUCGUCGACGCGAACAUCAGCUCGUCCGGCCUGUCAAAGGUGUCCGCCAUAUCAGUCUUUUGCGCCACCUUGAUCUCUAGCAUGAUGGAAGUCCAUCCUGACGAGGUGGUUGUCCAAUUCUUCUGUGGAUUACACACCGCUCCCCUAGAUCCCUGGCACGGGCCGAACGGUCUAGUCCGUUCUAUUGCCAUGCAGCUCUUGAUGAAACUAGUCAAGAUGAACAUUCUAAAGUUGGGGUUCAUCAACGAUCGAGACUACCUGAGAGACCUUGAGCAGCACGACUUAAGCAAACUCUGCGACACAUUCUACUCGCUUGUGUCUCAAUUCCCGGCCGACACGAGAGUAUACUGCAUCAUCGACUCCAUUUCUUGUAACAGGAGAAUGAAGGAGUUGCCGGUGUUCAAAGAGAACCCGUCUAGACUUGUCACUCUGUCUUCGAGGAACCUGAUACCCAUGGGAAUAUCUAACAGAGCGAUAGAGCGUCAACUUUCCAGAUCCCCAUCUCCGUCACCACUCAUACCCAAGAAGGGUGUGUCUAGAAUUGCAAGACAGGAAAAUUAUGACGAUAAUUAUGGUGAUUGGUAG